This is a messenger RNA of Populus nigra (black poplar), 996 nucleotides long. RefSeq lists its product as uncharacterized. The record is from RefSeq and is a predicted model, not a curated record. Bases 1 to 996 code for a protein of 331 amino acids. Lineage: Eukaryota; Viridiplantae; Streptophyta; Magnoliopsida; Malpighiales; Salicaceae. The transcript is spliced from 5 exons.
AUGCCCCCUACACCUACUUCAACUCCUUUAACCCCCUUACCUCUGCCUGCAUAUCACUGUCAUACUCAUUCAACUGGUUCAGGUUCAGACUCACCAUUCUUACAUGCUUCCUCUAUAACUCCUGUCUCACCUGAUGUGGUCUUCUCCCUUGCUAGUUUCCCUGCUUCGCGUGCAACCUCUAUGUCCCCUGUGCUGUUUAAUUUGCUCAUCUUCCCUGUUGUUUCUCUUGCUGGUUCUCUCUCUUGGCCUGUUUCCGCUACUCGACCUAGUCCUCUGUUGAGUUCUUUACCACUUGUUUCCUCUCCUUUAGCAGUCGGUGGGUUUAUAAGAUUAAGAGGCACGCUGAUGGUUGUGUUGAACAAUAUAAAGCACGGUUGGUCACAUGAGGAGGAGGUGUACAUGACACAACCACCUGGUUUUGUUGACCUUACAGUCCCGUCUCAUGCUACAACUUCAUAUUGUCUGCACAUUACUUGGGAUUCCUCCUUGUCCCUUCAUGGUUUCACUGAUGCUAAUUGGGCUAGCAGUAUUGAUGAUCGCGAAUCGACAGGUGGCUUUCUUGUGUAUCUUGGUUCUACUCUUAUUUCAAGGAAAUCAGAGAAGCAACAUAUUGUGGCUAGGUCUUCUAUAGAGGCAGAAUACAAGGCCCUGACUGAUGGUACUGCUAAAAUCUUGUGGAUUCGCUCGUUAUUGUCAGAACUUCAGCUUCAAUCGUCGUCCAUAACUACGUUAUGGUGUGGUAAUUUAGGGGCCACUUUCUUAUCUGUUAAUCCAGUGUUUCAUGCUCGCACUAAACAUGUUGAAAUUGACUAUCACUUUGUUUGUGAUCACGUUGCUAAGCAAGAACUUCAGGGAAAAAUGUUUAGGCGCAUUAUCGUAGAGAAUCUUGAAUUUGUAUUGCUUCACGAUAGAUAUCUUACUGCUUUCUUGAAAAGGUGGAUAUUUUUGUUACUUGGUAGUUUGAAAGAGUGGUGCUUUGUCUUAGGCGAACUCUGA